Molecule: messenger RNA, 392 nt
Organism: Linum tenue
Lineage: Eukaryota; Viridiplantae; Streptophyta; Magnoliopsida; Malpighiales; Linaceae
Source: the annotation of a GenBank genome assembly
UCCCCUACAUUCAUUUGUUCGCCGUUUUGUGUUUUUUGUUUGGACUCCAUUGAGUGUCAAUACCUGUGCGGUUCUAAAGAAAUUUGUGGGGGCUUUUGUAUCAGAAUAGUUUUUUCUGCAGAGAUGAGUUGGAGUUCGAGCAAGACGCAACAAAAAAAAUAACGACGGGAGACUUGAAGAUUCGGGAGUUGGAUAUUUUAGCUAUUCUUAUAUAAAAUAGAAGUAUAGACCAAAGAUUUGGCUAACUUUAGAUGAUUUGGUCAGACAUUGUAAUUGAAUUCCAUUUAGUUGGAGUUUCAUGCACAAUAAAUAGUUUUUCAAUUAUAUGUUAGUUAACUUUGAUUAUUAAUUGGUAUUUGAACUAAUUGUGUUGACAAUAAUGUUAAGAGUUU